AUGGGUCGAGAUCCAGAUUAUCGGACCUCCGACCAAUUUGUCAAAAGAAGCAUUAGGUGGAGGGAACUUGCAACACAUGAAGAAAUUGUUAAUUUGCCAAAAAGAAGCCAAACAUCUUCAUAUUUGAGCUCACAAGUCUCAUCGGAUGGUCACGUAGGUUCUAAUCUUAAUGAUGAUAACGACGACAUCGAAGAAAUACGCCCACCUCCUCCUCCAAUGGGAAGGGACAAAACAAAAGUUCGAGUAAAAGGAAAAGGGAAAACGACAUCUUCAAAUUCGUCAGUCGGAACCAAGCGGUCAGCUAGAUCAGAAGAAAUGAUGACACAAAUGACACAAACAAAUUCAACUUUGGAGAAACAUAUGACUGAAACCGUCCAACUCACAGAAUGUUCAUUGCUAAUGCAAGAUGUGAGACACUUCGACCCCGAAGAUCAAGAUGAGGCUAAAAUGGUGAAGCAGUCGAUUCUUUUAAAAAUAUAA
Molecule: messenger RNA, 480 nt
Organism: Lactuca saligna
Lineage: Eukaryota; Viridiplantae; Streptophyta; Magnoliopsida; Asterales; Asteraceae
Source: the annotation of a GenBank genome assembly